This is a messenger RNA of Neospora caninum, 1047 nucleotides long. RefSeq lists its product as hypothetical. Bases 1 to 1047 code for a protein of 348 amino acids. The transcript has 2 exons. The record is from RefSeq and is a predicted model, not a curated record. NCBI's taxonomy places the organism in Eukaryota, Apicomplexa, Conoidasida, Eucoccidiorida, Sarcocystidae.
AUGGGCGCAAGCUGCUGUAAGAACGCACUUCAUCAAACGAAGCCGCCAGUGCCUCCUCCCGACCUCCCCCCGCCCGACCCAGGCGCACCGUGGCCCGGUGAUACGUUUCGUCGCGCGCCGGCAGAAACUGCGCCAGUGGAGCCUGACGCAGCGUUACCGAGCACAGAUUUCCCCUCGGCGGUUCCCUGGUGUUCGUCCAGCGUCUCGGGCGCGAAGAGGCCUUCUUCGCCUCUGACGACCUACGAGUCUUGCCUCGGCGAGGAGGAGCUGAGUGUCGUGUCGCCUGCGACGCGUGUCGCUGCCCCGAACGCCGAGGGGGUUAGAGCCGACGCAGGUGGAACCGAUUCGAACGCGUCAGCUUUCACGGACUCGGGCACCUCGAAGAGCUGCAAGUCUCUCUCGCGAGACCGCCGCGUAGGGCCUUUUUCAGGGGGGGAAAGGCGAGCUUUUCCGUCCUCGUUUGGUCGAGGCCGGGGCAGCGACGCCACGCACAUGAGACGCGAGAGCAGCGACAAAGAGACAGAGCCUGUGGAACCUACGACUUCUGCGGCGGCACUGAAUUUCGAGGACCACCAUCUGGUGUCGUACCCGCCGCCGGGGUUCCCCUCGACCGCGAGGCAGACUGUGCGGAAGCCUGAGAGCCAACCACGCGAGGCAGGCGAGGCGGAGGGGAGUCGGGCCCUGCCGCGAAGCGGAAGCAUCUUCACGCGUUUCCGACAGUCCCUGAACCGACGAAGAGACGCGGGCCUCGGGAGCGCCUCGCCACCCAGCGGCGACCGUCGGAGAGGCCUUGGAGACGCGGUGAAGAAGUUCAAGCAGAAGGGAGGCAAGAAGAGUGCACUGCUGAAGAAAACGAGCAGCUCGGGAAGCACAGAGAUCGGAGGAGAGGGAAUCCGACGCCGGUCGACACGCGCGACGGGAGGAGACGCAGGACCGGGAAACCGCAGCCACCAGCGGCAUCCGGCGGGCUUUGUGUCUCCAGACAGCGAAAUGACGACAACUGCCGGUUCACCGGUCUCCAACCGGGGAGAUGACGAGAAGCGGUGA